This is a messenger RNA of Microthlaspi erraticum, 477 nucleotides long. The record is from the annotation of a GenBank genome assembly. NCBI's taxonomy places the organism in Eukaryota, Viridiplantae, Streptophyta, Magnoliopsida, Brassicales, Brassicaceae.
AUGGGGACGAGACAGGUAUACGAAGAGAAGCUGAGGCGUGGGAAUCUUGAUUAUGAUCCGACUAUGAAUCCUGGUCUUGGUUCCGCUCGGUGUCCGCGUUGCCUUUCUCUCUUAAGCCCUAAUUCAGAGAAAGGAGAGUGGAUGAUUACUUCAGUUUUACACGAUGCUGCUGUUGUGGCUGGUUCUGGAAUUGGUGGCUUGCUUAGUGCCGUCCAUGCUUUCAAUACAGGGAUCCCCUAUCUUCAAAAUCGCUUUCCAGGGUCAAAGCGGCUCUCAUUUCUUGUAGGAGUUCCAUUGCUGCUAGGAUACUCAGGUGUAGGGGCUGUCUUUGGAGGUUAUGCUCUUCCGAAGUUUGCUCAGCUGACAGUUACGUCGUAUUACGCAUCUUCAAGUGCUUCACAUUAUGGGAUCUCUAUGCUCACCCGCCGUAUAGAAGAAGCUCAUCUCUCUCGAACUCAGAAAGAAGAGGCAAAAUGA